GGUGUCAUGGCGGCCGUCGAGGUGGCAGCCUGAGCUAGAGGGCCGACAGCUAACUGAGGAGACCGGCCGGGAGGGCGCUAUGGCAGGGCUCUAGCUCUAAGAACGGCCCAGCGGUUGGCUUCUCUUCUGUAGACUGCUCAGCUGAGGGACGAACCCGGCUUGGGCAGGGGAAGCGGCGCUGGGGAGACCCGGUGACUGCUGCUGGUACUACUGCCGCCGCUCUGACACUCCUUCCUCUGGGCGGGUGGGCCCUGCUGAGCGGCAGCAAGGAUGGCGUCGUGGCUGGGGGGCCUGGGGGCGGGGCUCGGCCAAUCCCUGGUGGGCCAGGUCGGGGGCAGCCUGUCGACCUUGACGGGGCAGAUCUCCAGCUUCACCAAGGAUAUGCUGUUGGAAGGCACGGAGGAGGUGGGAGGUGCUGCAACAGACUUUCCUGUAUCCAAUUCAGAUCUAAGGGGUGUAGAAAAUAUUCUUGCAACACUGAGAUCAGAGAAUGAGAGGUUGAAGAAGGUUUGUAAUGAUCUCGAGGAAAAGCAUGAGGCAGCAGAGCUUCAAAUAAAGCAGCAGUCCAUAGAAAAGCGGAAACAGCUACAACAGAAAGAGGUGGAAAUCAGCCAUCUUAAAUCUAGGCAGAAUGCGCUACAGGAACAGCUGCAGAAGUUGCAGUCUGCCGCUCAAUCAUCACAGUUUGGAGCUGCUACCUCUCCAUCAACUACUACAUCAGCUUCCUUUGUUCCUAUGGUUAGACAUAGCUCCUCUGGUUUUCAAGGAGAUGACAUGGACUUUGGAGAUGUAAUCUGGUCCCAGCAAGAAAUAAACAAACUAUCCAAUGAAGUUUCUAGACUUGAAUCUGAAGUUGACCAUUGGAAGCAAAUUGCACAGUUUUCUAAACCACAAGGAGCAAGUAAUACAGAUCAGAAUGAAAUCUGCAAGCUGCAAAAUAUUAUCAAGGAACUAAAACAGAACUUGAGUCAAGAAAUAGAUGAGCAUCAGCAUGAGCUUUCAGUAUUACAGGAUGCACAUCGUCAGAAAGUAGCAGAGAUAAGUCGACGACAUAGAGAAGAGCUGGGUGAAUAUGAGGAACGAAUAGAAGAACUUGAGGAUCAGUUACAGAAAGUUGGUGGGGCAGCUGAACGUCCUUCUGAACGUGACCUACAAAACCGCCUGUCUGAAUCUGCAGCACCACACUUGACGGACUUGCAGGAUAAAGUGAAAAGUUUAAAUCAGCAAUUGUCUUUAGCAGAAGAUGAGAAAAAUCUUGUCAUGAAAGAGCUUGAAUUGGUAAAAAUGGAGAAAAGUCAAUUAACACUGGAAUAUGAAAAACUACAAUCUGAAUCCAAUAAGCUUCAAGCAUCCAUUCUUGAAGAACAGGAUGAUUUGAAAAUGCAGAUGGAAGUCCCUAAGUAUGCAGCGGAAUCACUGCAGGCAGAAGUGCUCCGGCUACAGCAAGCACUGCUUGAUGCAGAAAAUGAAAUAACAAGACUGAAAAGUUCAGAUCAGGAAAGAUUUCAGAAAGAAGUGGCAAGUUUACAACCAAAGUGUGAGAGCACUACACAUGUAUCUGCUGAAGGACAGAAUUUGGAGUUAAAUCAGUUAAGAGAAGACUUGGAAAGGAAACAGCAUGAAUUUAAUGAAAGCAUUGCUGAAAAAGAAACUCUAGUAGCAGAACUGGAAGAACUGGACAGGCAAAACCAAGAUGCUACACAGCAUAUGAUUAUGUUAAAAGAACAGCUAGCAAAACAGAAUGCAGAAGCUACUAAUGCUAUCAACCAGCUAAAACUGGAAAUCGAUUCUGAAAAAAGAAAAACAUCUAAGCUAGAAGCUGAGAGGCUAGAAAUGAGCAAGGAGAUGGAAGGCCAGAGAGAAAAAUUGAAUCAAUGUACAUUUACACUUAAUGACUUGCAUAUGACUAAGCAACACCUGGAAAAUAAAAUAAAAGAGUUAAAAGAACAGCUAAAAUCAUCCCAGCAAUAUAGUUCCAAAAAUAAACAGGAAGUGAUAGAAUUAAAGAAAAAUCUAACACAAAAAGAAGAAGAACUUUCUGUGCUCCAAAAUGAGCUAACCAGUCGUUAUCAAGAACAUUCAACCAGAGAAAAAGAAGUAGAAAUUUCAAAUCUGAAUGAGCAAAUUUCAGAAAAUAAAUUAAUGAAUGCAGACUUGGAGAAAUCUAUUUUGGAACUCCAAAUAGAAAAGGAAACGCUUCAUACAGCAUGUGAAGAACUUAAACAGCAGUUGCAAGAAGCUAAUAGUGAGAAGAAUAAGAUUGCUUUAGAAAAAGAUACCAUGGUGGAAGCUUUGAAAAUAGAAAAUGGGCGAUUAGAAAAUGAACUAUGCCAGGCUGAAAGCCGAUUGUUAGAACAGUCUCACAAGUAUGAACAAACCAUUGAUGAGCUGUCAAAUGUACGUAACAUGGAUACUUCUGCGUUACAGUUUGAAUAUGAACGCUUAGUUAAACUCAAUCAAGAGAGAGACUUUGAGAUAGCAGAACUCAAGAGAAACAUUGAACAGAUGGAAUCUGACCAUGAGGAAACUAAAGAGAUGUUAACAACUAGCUUAGCAGGGCAAAAACAACUGACGGAGCUCAUAAAAGAGAGAGAGGUGUUUGUUGAAAAAUUUAAAACCAGGGCUUCUGAACUGGAGCAGCAAAAUGAAGAUUAUAUUAAGGAUUCCAAAAGAUUUGAACUUUUAAAACAACAUUUAGAAGAAAAAGAGAAAAGCCUUUCAGGCAUGAAAGAAGAGAACAAUCAUUUGAAAGAAGAAAUUGAACGACUAAAAGACCAGCAAAGUCGGUCACCCCCUUUGGCUGAGCCCAAAACUCUAGAUAUCAUCAAUGAACUUGAAGCAGAAAUAACACAAUUAACUAUACUUAAAAAUAAUCUUGAAGAAGAGGUGAAACUUAACAAAAGGACACUUGACGAUCAAAAUCAGAAAAUGGCCCAACUUCAGCAGUCCCUACAGGAGUAUAAAAAGGAGGUUGAAGAGUCCAAAUUUCAGCAUGAACAAAUGAACAUUGCACACAAGCAGGUAUGCUUGGAGAAGGAUGAGGAAAUAAAAAGCCUACACAGAGCAGUAGAACAAAUUAAAACCCAGUUACACAAUCAAACAACAGUCAUUCAACCAGACCCUUCUUAUCUCUUUCAAGAAACUAAAGUCCAGACACUUAAUGGUGAAAAUGGGAAUGAGAAGCAUGACUUAUCUAAAGCUGAAAUUGAAAGGCUGGUAAAAGGUAUCAAGGAGAGAGAAAUGGAGAUCAAGCAUCUAAAUGAAAAGAAUGUCUUGCUAAGUAGACAAAUUGAUCAGUUAUCCAAAGAUGAAGUUGGAAAACUUACACAGAUCAUCCAAGAGAAAAACUUAGAGAUACAAGCUCUUCAUGCAAGGGUUUCCUCUCCAGCGUAUAGGCAGGAUGUUCUUUACCUUCAGCAACAACUACAAGCCUAUGCCAUGGAAAGAGAGCAAGUGCUGGCAGUUCUUAGUGAGAAGACUAGAGAAAACAGUCAGUUAAAAACAGAUUAUCAUAAGAUGAUGGAUAUUGUAGCAGCUAACGAAGCAGCUCUGAAGAAGCUGCAGGAAGAAAACCAAAAACUAGCCAGUGAAUUUGAAAGCAGCAGUCAGGAUAUGUCCCGGGAAACAAUUAAAAACUUGUCCCGUAUUAUUCGAGAGAAGGAUAUUGAGAUUGAUGCGUUAAGUCAAAAAUGCCAAACAUUAUUGACUGUCCUCCAGACGUCCAACAUGGGUACAGGCAAUGAGGUAGGAGGAAUUAAUAGCAAUCAAUUUGAGGAGCUUUUACAGGAACGUGACAAAUUGAAACAGCAAGUGAAGAAAAUGGAAGAGUGGAAGAAACAAGUACUGACCACCGUCCAGAAUAUGAAACAUGAAUCAGCUCAUCUCCAAGAAGAACUACAAAGGCUUCAGGCACAGAUUUCCACUGAUAGCGAGAACAAUUCUCAGUUACAGAUUGAGUAUAAUGGCUUAAUCCAUAGUUAUGAACAGAAUGAGAAAAAGCUGAAAACAUUUAGCCAAGAAUUAGCACAAGUUCAGCAUAGCAUAGGAGAGCUUAAUAGUACCAGGGAUAUUAUUCUGGGCAAGCUUGAUAUAGUAACACCAUCUUUGCCAGUAACCUCUUCUACUGGUGGACAACCAUUAGACAUUCCCAGGAAUGCUUCUUCUCAGAUGCUCACAAGUGACUCCAAACCACCAAAUGAGGAACUGGAGCGCUUGAAGAAAACAUUGCAGGAGAAAGAUGCAACUAUCCAAACUCUGCAGGAAAAUAAUCAGAGGCUGUCUGAUUCUAUGGCUGCAUCAUCUGAGAUAGAAAGAAAAGGUCAAGAGGAGUCUCAUUUUGAGAUAAAGCACUUGAAGGAGAAAUGCGAUGUCUUGCAGAAGUCACUCAGGGAAAAAGACCUGCUAAUAAAAUCAAAAAGUGACCAGUUACUUUCUCUAAGUGAAAAUCUCAGUAAUAAAGAGAACGAAAAUGAGCUGCUGAAGCAAGGUGUAACUAACCUGAAGGAGAGAACUCUUAUUUUAGAAAUGGACGUCCGUAAAUUGAAAGAAGAAAAUGACAAAAUAGUGGCAAGAUGCCAGGAAAAAGAAACAGAAUUCCGAGCUCUACAGGAGACUAACAUGCAGUUUUCAAUGAUGUUGAGGGAGAAGGAAUUUGAAUCGCAUUCCAUGAAGGAGAAGGCUCUGACGUUUGAAAAACUGUUGAAAGAGAGAGAACAGGGAAAGGCAGGGGAGCUGAACCAGCUGUUAAAUGAAGCCAAGUCAAUGCAAGAAAAGGCUGUUGCUUUUCAACAAGAGAGAGAUCGAGUCAUGUUGGCACUCAAGCAGAAACAAAUGGAGACUAGUGCCCUACAGAAUGAGGCGCAAUACUUGCGUGAUAAGGAGCAGCGUCUCAAUCAAGAAUUGGAGAGAUUACGCAACCACCUUUUGGAAAGGGAAGACACUUCCACACGUGAAGCUUUAGCAGCUGAAGAUCGGGAAACUAAGCUUAAAAAGAAAGUCCAGGUUUUGGAGGAAAAGCUGCAGUCUUCAUCAACUGCGGUGGAAAAUGCCAGCCAUCAGGCUAGUAUGCAGGUGGAAUCCUUGCAAGAGCAAUUGGACCUUGUUACUAGGCAGAGAGACGAAACUGUGCUUCAGCUGACAAUUUCACAAGACCAAGUGAAACAAUAUGCUUUGUCGCUGACCAACCUACAGAUGGUGCUAGAGCAAUUUCAAAGGGAAGAAAAAGCCAUGUAUUCAGCUGAGCUACAGAAACACCAACGGCAGUCUGCAGAAUGGAAGAGAAAAGUAGAACAGCUAGAAGAUAAAGUGGUUUCAUUGCAGGAAAGGUUAGAGGAAGCAAAUGCAGCGCUAGAUUCUGCAUCAAGACUAACAGAACAGCUGGAUCUCAAAGAGGAACAAAUUGAGGGGCUUAAGAAGCAAGGUGAAAUUCAAAAGGAAAUGUUAGAAGAUGCACAAAAUAAACUAAUGAACCUUAUAAACAGCACAGAAGGAAAAGUAGACAAGGUCUUAAUGAGAAAUCUUUUCAUUGGGCAUUUCCAUACUCCAAAAACGAAGCGCCAUGAAGUGCUAAGGCUAAUGGGGAGUAUUCUGGGAAUAGAAAAGGAUGAACUAGAAGAGUUAUUGUCAGAAGAUCAAAAAGCCGUUACUCGAUGGAUGACAGGAUGGUUUGGUGGAGGAGCUGCUGGAUCAAAGAGUGUCCCCAAUACACCUCUGAGACCAACCCAUCAAUCAAUUUUCAAUAGUUCUUUCUCAGAACUAUUUGUGAAGUUCCUUGAAACAGAAUCACGUCCAACUCUUCCUCCACCGAAACUCUCUGUUCAUGACAUGAAACCUUUAGGAGCAACAGGAAUUGACAGACCCAAUAUUAGUUCUUCCAGCAACAUGGCAGAUCCAUCAGCCUCAGGAACCAGUAGAAGACCAGAUGCAAAUCCAUUCCUUGCACCUCGAUCAGCAGCAGUCCCCCUCAUCACCCCAGCUAAUCUUGCAAGUGGUGGAUCGGGUCAUCUGCUUAUGAAACCCAUUUCUGAUGCCUUGCCCACUUUCACACCAUUGCCAGUAGCACCUGAUGCUAGUGCUGGUGCAGUACUAAAAGACUUGUUAAAGCAAUAGACAAUUCUGAGUCAAUGAUGAGCAGCACUUUAAGGGAAAAGAGAACACUGCAUUUGUAUAAUAUACCACAAAGAGGCCUUUUGUAAAAAGUUCUUCAUGUACAAUCGUUCUUAAGUUCUUUGAGUCCCUCCCCCCCCCCCCCAGCCAAUUUUAAAAGUGCAUUUCUGGACUAAUCCAUUAUUUUAGGGAUUUUGUAGCCACCACAGGAAAAAUAGUUGUUAUAUUUAGUUUGCUAAGUUAACUUCAAAUGGAAAAAGCCAAUCUACUUGUAAAAUAGCAAAAAUUAAGGUUAGAGGUUUACCAACUUACCCAAGGCCUUCUGGCUAUUCAGCAUCCAUUUAAACAGAACAGUGUCAGUUCAACCACAAUGUGCAGUUUCUUUUUUUGGCAAAGAUGUCUGAACUGCUACUUAAACUAUAGAUGGGAUGUUAUUUUAGGGUGUCUUUAUAUAAAAAAGAUACAACUUCUCCAGAAAAGGCUGUGUAAGCACAUUAGGAAUCCGGUGCAAUGGGGAUAGGCAGUGGGCAGCCUGUGGGAUGCAUCUGGUCCAUUGAAGUAUCAUUUAAGCGGUUCCAGCCCACGCCUUCUUGAGCCUAGAGUGAUGGGGAAAUAAACUCCCAGUCCUUGCAGCAAGUCAGAUUGUGAUCCUAUUUUGGCAGUUCAAUCUGGAACAAUCCUCCUCCAUUAAGUAGGGGAAAGGAUUUCAUAUUAUCCAAGGUAGUAUUGAUCUGAAAUGUUUUUAUGCUUUUAGGCAUCCUCUCUGAUUUGAAUUGAGUUAGCAUGGGUUGCACUGCAGCAUGAUAUUGUGAAGGGGAAAAGAAUUGAACAAGUAUGAGGCUUCAAAGCACAUGGCAUUACGGGACCAAGUCUAUUUUCUGGGUAUUCUGGAGGCAACAGAAUCAUAAGGAUGUUGACUCUGGAUGACCAAGAAAUAGUCUACAUCAGUCGAAGCCCAAAGAACUUAAAUAGAUGCACUGGGAAGUGCUUAGUACACAUGCAUCUGUGUGCACACCUUUCUGUUACUGGCAUAACUCGUGCCAGUGAAAGAGGAGUUCUGUGAGAGUUGUUAGUUGCACUAUUUUAUUUUGAGUGCAAGAAUAUCAAUACCUCUCAAAUUUUAUUUCUGGAUGACACCUCAAUUGGAGUUCCUAGCUCCAGUAGCUACUUGGGACAAUGAAAAUUUCAAAUCUACCAGCAUUAAGUAAUUCUCAAACCUUUUUCAAUUUUCUGCAUUUCCACAUUUAGUGACUGACCACUAAUAGGAAACCUAAUAUCUCAUUUGUAAAUUCAUAGUGUAAAUAUGGUUGAAGUAUGCAAUAAUGUAACGGUUCAAGAUGUAUAUUUAAGAGAUAAUUGCUUAUACACAUGAAUUUAGAUGGAGAUUUAAAAUAUGAAUAUAUGUAUAAAGCUUGAAAUGAAGAAUGAUGUUUAUUCCAAAUAUGUAAAUAGAUCUACAUUAGAAAAAUUAGAAUUCUGUAAAACUUGCUGCACAGACUUGUACCAUUUAUAUUGAGUGUGUUAAUGUUGAUGCAAGGACUGGAAGGAGUUCUUGCUGCCUUGGAAAAAUAAUUAGAGACACAGUAUCUCUUUAAAGUAUCCCUUUUUCUAUAAAACUUGUUUUACAUCAUUAUUAAUAAAAGGUAAUAUUGGGUUGUAUCCAAUUAGCUUUUCCUGCUGACAGAACAGCAUCCAUCAGCGGAACAGGGAGGAGGCAAUUCCCGCUGUCCCCUGCAGACCCCCACACCCUCAAAAAUCUGUUCUGGAGGGAUUGGCAAUUUUCUGGAGCAAAUUUUGGGAGGGUGUGGGAGCUGCAGCAGGAGAGGAGGGGAAGUCCCAUUGCAUGAGCAGAACUCUGUUCGCAUGAUGUUGGAUUUUGCCUAUAGUGGAAGUUCUAUGUUAGAACUUGCAGCCUUUUCUCCUGUGUGUCUUAGUUACUUUUCUGCAGUCUGAACUCAAUUAAGUUUGAGUAUAGAGUAAAUCAUGAAAUUGUAGUUAUCUAGAAGCUGCCAAAUUAAUGACUGCAAAGAGCAUUUUCUUUCUAUUUAUGUAUUGAUGAAACUAAAUCCUUAUAAAUUAACACUUGGCAAGUUUUUAAGAAUUUCUGUUCAUAAUGAAUUGUUACAUUUUGACUUUUCAUACUCUUAACAUUCUUCAUUGAAUCUUUUUGUCAUUUAGAGGGGGACAGAUUAUAGGAUAGAAUAAAAGAAAUAAGCUUAGGUUUUGGUUUGGAAAUACAAUAUCCAUAUUCCGAGCAUGGAUUACUUAACAGUAUUGAGGGAGGGGAAAUCCUGAUUUCAGGAUGUUUAGCGGACACAUUUUUAGAUGUCAUAGUAUUGAUGUGCAAGACCAUAAUCUUAAAACUUCAAAAUGAUUUUUUCACACAUUUUAGGUCACUUGAAAUACUUUCCUUGAAAAAAUAAAACGACUAUAAUUUUUCCAAUAGACUACAGAGAAAACUUAAAAUAUGAGGUGUUGCAUUCAUUUUUAUAUCAGAUGUCUAUCUAGUCCACCAUUCUGUUCAAACAGAAUAUUGUGGAGGUAGCAUAAAGCCAUCAUAACUAGUAGCCAUUGAUAGCCUUAUCCUACAGGAAUUUGUCUAAUCCCCUUUUAAAACUGUUCACAAUGACGACUAUCACCAUAUCUGCUGGUAGUGAAAUCCAUAGUUUUAACUGUGAGAGGGAUAAAAACAUAUCUACCCAUUUUGUCCGCACCAUGUCUGAUUACAUACAUCUCUAUCAUGUCCUUCAUUACUUGCUUUUUAAAAAUAAAACUGUACACAGUAUUCCUAGUCACACCAUAGAUUUGAUUAAAGCCAUGAUGUUGGCAAUUUUAUUUUCAACCCAUUCCUAAUUGUCUCUUAAAAUAUGAGUGUUUUCAUUAAGGUACCCACCACAACCCAACGGUUCCUUCACUGGUCGAUCACUGCCAGCUCAUACCCCAUCAGAGUAUAUUUGAAGUUAUUUUUACAUCACUAUGCAUCACUUUGCACUUAUACUGAAUUGCAGUUGCUGUUUUAAAGUCUGUUCACCCAGUUCGGAGAGAUCCUUUUGUAGUUCUUUCCUAUGCCUUUUCACCCUCAGCCAAGCAGCAGUCUAAUAAAAUAUUUCUGCUUCAAUCCAGUGCUGGACAUGCCUAUUAACAUGUUACUACCUGUGCCAGAAUGUGGAUGCGUAACUGAAUGCACAUCCAAUUGAAGGUGAAACAACACAAAUUGAUAAAUAUGCAACCGUGGGCCUAAAUUGGAUGUGCAUUUCAAUGAACAUGUAGACGUCUAUCCACUCUAAAAUAUUUAGAUGCACAUCCUCAACCUGGCACAAGUAGUCACAUGUAAUUAUAAGCAACUGGAAUUGUUUCAGCAACUGCAGUUUUGCUUUCCUAUUGUGUCCUUGGCAUUGAUAAGCUGUAUGUUUAGCUAAUGAAUUGUUACUGAUAUAACUUAUUUGUUCGCUUAUUAAAUCAUGUUCUUGCUACUGUUGCAAAUAAAUACCCAAUAAUACCCUUAAGUGGCAACUGAGGUGGGGGGAAUCCCUGUUUGUUUCAUUGUGCUUAUGGAGUGAUCCCUACACUUAGUUGAAACAUUAAAACAUUAAUUUAAAAAUCACUAUAAAAAUAAAAACAAAGGAAAAGCCUUUAACAAAGGUCCAGACAGGCUGAGAAAGUUUUCUUCUCAGACCUCUGUCUACUUGCUUAAAGAAAUAAUUAAGCAAUACAGGCCCACAGUAAAAGGUUACCCAGCAAGAAAAAGGAAUGUAUUGUGAACUGAACACCCUGUAAUAUUGCACAAAUUGAAAUAUGGAUUUCCUUGUGUGUUUUCAGCACCCCAAGAAUGGCUGCCUCAGCCCUCUAUCCUCAUGGCUGUGGAAGAGUAGUCAGGCUGCUGCAUGUUGCAUUUAUUUAUUUUGGAAUAACUUGUCCUACUCUGAUUUUAAAACACAGAGGGUGUCGGUUGCUUCAACUAGAUAUGCUAGAAAACGCAUACUUUCCCUAUGGUAUCUGUUUAAACUGAACCUCACUAGUUGCAUCGUGAGCAAAGGCAGGCAAUGGGUCUUAGUGUUCAUGUGUGCAUUUAUAUCUAUAUAGUAAGGCACAAUGAAUCUGCUUGCAACUCAAAUUUUACAUCUAAAUCCCUGGGGGUGGGAGGUGAGGGAGUGAUACAUGAAGUAUGGUAACUAGUACCUUACACUAGUACCUAAUAUAUAAAUUGAAAGGCAUCCUCAUAAUGUCUUCAAAAUGUGGGGCGGGGUGGGAGGAGAGAAAGUUGUUUACCAGAGACAGUAAACAAUUAGAGUUGGAGCACAUGAGAUUGAGUCCUCCUGCAACAAGUGAGAAAACUGGAUAACAAAACACUGUUUUGCAUAUACCCUAAGAACCCCCAACAAUGCCAUUUGUAUCUAAAGUAUAGACAAGUAAAGGUGUAAGAAUUUGAGUAUUUUACAAAUAUAGUACAAGACACUUAACUUAUCAUUAGUAGUAUCUAAUGGUGGUGCAGCACUAGCACUUAUGGCAUUGCCCUAGUAUAAAGCAAAUUUUGGCAGCAAAUCACUGUUGCUCCCAAAUGAUAAUGAUCUUGCGCUAGUGUUGCUUUAUGCUAGGGCAAAGUCAUUAGCCCUAGCGCUGCAUCUCUAUUGAAUACUACACCGUUGAAUACUACUAGUUCAGCCAGUGUUGGAGUAUUGGAUUAAAUUGAAUUUGACUGGAUAUUGUAUUCCUGAAUUUUAACUUUGCCUAUAGCCUUCAAGAUGGGAUGGGCUAGAAACGUAAUAAAAUAAAAGUCACUUUAAUCGGACUAUUGAAAUCAAUAGGUCUUGGUUUCCCAUAUAGGCAGGGGUUGCAUAAGGACCUAUUUUAAUUCCAAACCAUUUGCAUUCAUUUCUGAAUACUGAAUGAUAAAGAUACAUGUACUUUGCCAAUGUUAUGAAGAACAAACAUGAACAGCUUCUGGAUUUUAAAAGAAAAGAAUUAUGAGUCUUGCACAGAUAGUUUACAGUUGCAAAAAAUGCAAAAUCUUGAGUGAAUUAAUGCAGUGAAAUUGGUAAAGAUUUAAGUGUAACAAGUCUUAUGUGUGUAAAGUUUCAGAAUCUUCAAUACAUAGUACUGCUUUUGCUAUGACAGGUAACUGGAACAUGGUACGGCAAAGCACUUCUAUUUCUGCAGGGCCAGGGGAGGGAAACAGCAAAAUGUAUAGGAAGAAGCGUCCCCAUAGAUUGCAUUUGUUAGUGGAUCUGUGGUAAGUUCAGUAAAUGACCACUGCUAGCCAGUGGAAUGUUGAUGGCUAAAUCAAUUAAAUUUUAAAGGAUU
Elgaria multicarinata webbii is the source of this 11406-nucleotide messenger RNA. It is a transcript of the gene TRIP11, whose product is annotated as thyroid hormone receptor interactor 11. NCBI's taxonomy places the organism in Eukaryota, Metazoa, Chordata, Lepidosauria, Squamata, Anguidae. The record is from RefSeq and is a predicted model, not a curated record. Gene Ontology annotation, biological process: endoplasmic reticulum to Golgi vesicle-mediated transport; Golgi organization. Gene Ontology annotation, cellular component: Golgi apparatus. Gene Ontology annotation, molecular function: small GTPase binding. The transcript has 20 exons. Bases 271 to 6108 code for a protein of 1945 amino acids.